Molecule: messenger RNA, 2157 nt
Organism: Brassica napus (rape)
Lineage: Eukaryota; Viridiplantae; Streptophyta; Magnoliopsida; Brassicales; Brassicaceae
Exons: 5
Coding region: 1-2157 (718 amino acids)
Molecular function (GO): zinc ion binding
Source: RefSeq, a predicted model, not a curated record
AUGAAUCACAUGAUUCUCGUCUCUGGGAAGUGGAAAGUUGAGAAAACUAAGUGGUUAUUUGAAGUAGACAAUGAUCGAGAAAACGACUUGGAACUGAGGUACCUUUUUCCGAAGCAGAAUCUACACAAUCAAAGCAUCAAUACACCACCUGUGAAAAUAGGAAACGAUAGGCAGUUUUAUGCAUUCUUGGGUGUUUGCAAAGUCGAGAACGUUCGGCUAUGUGUGGAGUUUAAAUUGAAAAAAAUUGUUGGAGAAGGAGCUGGUGAAGAUCAGAAACAACCCAUACAUGGAGAUGACUCGUUGUCUGAAGACGAAGAAGAUACGGACGAAGAGGGUGAUCGAUUCGAUUACUGCGAUGAUUCUGAUGGAGCAACAUCUGAUGAUGAAAACUUUACUACAUACGGGCUUCAACCAAACCAUGUAGAAGAGGUUCAUGGAUCGUCUACAAAGCUGAUUUAUGCAAGAAAGACAGAAGAAAGAGACUCUCCAAUGAGUAUGUCCGAUUUGCGCUCAUUGAAAUUUGACGUGGGGCAGAGUUACGAUUCAAAAGAUGCAUUGGAGGCACGUCUGAAGAUAUGUUCAGUUGUCCACAAGUUUGAUUUUGAUGUCAUUGCAUCAACGCGGACACUGCUCUUUGUAAACUGUUGGCUAAAAGGAUGUACAUGGAAGCUAAGAGCUACGCCAGUAGGUAACUCUUUCAAGUUUACAGUCCGAGUAUUUGUAGAUGAACAUACCUGCUCCAUAACAGAACGCUCAUCUCGUUCCCGACAAGCUACUCCCGAGAUUCUUGGACUCUUGUACAAAGACUACAUUGGUGGGGUUGAUCCAUCAAUUUUGCCACGUCAUGUUUCUAGUGCUAUGAACAUGAGCUUCGGAAUCAAGAUGGAUUACUGGAAAUCUCAUCCUACACUUAUAGUUGCUAGAGAUCUCGUAAUGGGUUCAGCAGAGAGUGGAUAUGAGGAAUUACCUACUUACCUGCACAUGAUUAGAAUGUCAAAUCCAGGGACUUUAACUCGACUGGAAGUUGAUACAAACAACAGAUUUAAGUACUUAUUCCUUGCAUUCGGCGCUAGCAUUGCUGGAUUUCCAUAUAUGAGGAGGGUUGUCGUGGUUGAUGGAACAUUUUUGCAAGGAAAAUACAAAGGAACGCUUCUGAUUGCAACCUCCCAGGAUGGUAAUUUUCAAAUCUUUCCAAUUGCGUUUGCUGUGGUUGACACAGAGAAUGAUGAAUCAUGGAAAUGGCACCAGUCAAUAGGGAAAGCUAUUGCAGUGGUCUAUCCAUUGGCAAGCAGGGGAAUUUGCACGUACCACUUAUAUAAAAACAUCUUGUUACGAUACAGAGGGCGUGAUUUGUUUGGAUUGGUCAAAAAAGAUGCAAACUCUUUUAGGUUAACUGAUUUUCAAGAAACCUUCGAGACAAUCAAAGAGUUAAACCCAGCUUUGCAUGCAUAUCUGGAACGUGCUGAUGUACGUAAGUGGGCACGAGCUCAUUUUAAAGGUGAUAGAUAUAACCUCCUUACAAGUAACAUAGCUGAAUCCAUAAACAGAGUUUUGUCCGGUGCUAGAAGCUUGCCAAUUGUUCACCUUCUAGAGUCGAUCAGAUUAAUGAUGACACGCUGGUUUGCAACAAGAAAUCAUGACGCUGAGUUGAUGAAAACCUCUCUUACUCGAGGUGUAGAGAAGGUGUUGGAAGGCCGGAUACCUAUUGCUAAUCUACUAAAGGUUCAAGCAAUAGACAUUCAUCAGUCCCAAGUAACAGGAGUCUCGUCUUUACAUUUUGUAAACCUGACCGAGAAGAAAUGUUCUUGCCUUAGAUUUGAUUUGGAGAAGCUACCAUGUGCUCAUGCUAUAGCUGCUGCGGAAGCUAGAAAAAUGUCAUGUAUAUCACUUUGUCAUCAUUACUAUCGGAAGCAAUACCUGUACAAUGCGUACUACACAGCUGUUAUGCCCAAAGAUGACUUCCUUCCAAUUCCAGAAGCGCUUGCCAAGAGGAUAUGUUUACCACCCGAGGUCCGCAAACCACCGGGGAGGCCAAAAAAAUCAAGACAUAAAUCCAUUUUGGAGAAAGUUGCAAUUAAGAAACGGUCACGGAAGGAACACACAUGUCGAAUUUGUAACCAGAGUGGUCAUAAUUCUACAACAUGUCCUCUUAAGUGA